This is a messenger RNA of Coregonus clupeaformis (lake whitefish), 2586 nucleotides long. RefSeq names its product sodium/potassium/calcium exchanger 1. Gene Ontology annotation, biological process: intracellular calcium ion homeostasis; long-term synaptic depression; long-term synaptic potentiation. Gene Ontology annotation, cellular component: membrane. Gene Ontology annotation, molecular function: calcium channel activity; calcium, potassium:sodium antiporter activity. The transcript has 12 exons. The record is from RefSeq and is a predicted model, not a curated record. The coding region runs from base 1 to 2586 and encodes 861 amino acids. NCBI's taxonomy places the organism in Eukaryota, Metazoa, Chordata, Actinopteri, Salmoniformes, Salmonidae.
AUGGACGUAGAAAUUGGGCAUCUGGCCAUGUCCUGUGGACGUCGGGAAAUGCCUUCAGAAUCGGCCACUAGGGGCAACAGUGAGUUCUUUUACCAUCAACGCCGGGUGAAAGUCUCCACCGUCUGUAACCUACAGCGCCGGGUGAAACUCUCCACCGUCUGUACUCUACAGCGCCGGGUGAAACUCUCCACCGUCUGUAACCUACAGCGCCGGGUGAAACUCUCCACCGUCUGUAACCUACAGCGCCGGGUGAAACUCUCCACCGUCUGUACCCUACAGCGCCGGGUGAAACUCUCCACCGUCUGUACCCUACAGCGCCGGGGCGCCGGGGGUGACCUCUCCACCGUCUGUAACCUACAGCGCCGGGUGAAACUCUCCACCGUCUGUAAACUACAGCGCCGGGGGAAGAGACUGCAGCUGAGCAGAGUUCUAUUCCUCCUGUUGGGUGUUCUGCUGUGUUGUCUCUACCAGCUGACUAUCACCUCCAAGCUCUCCCCAGGACCCUGGCCCCAUGCCCUGCCCCAGCUAGGUGAGGGGUCUGGGGAUGGAGAAGGCCUGACAGGGGCCCUCCUGGACGGGGGACGCAGUGUUGACACACAAGAGGUGGAUAUUAUAGAUUUAAUGACAACUGAAGUGUUCGAUUAUUACUCUGAGACGAUUACAGAUGAUGUCACACCAUCCACUACCACUGAGGAUACCAUUGACACAGAUGUCUCAUCAUCAUCAUCAUCAUCAUCAUCAGUGACUACAAUCCGGACUAUCGUUCACUGCAUCUAUGUAGACCCAGAGCCUCCCCUUCAGAUCCCCACCCUGCCCAACCCACCACCGACCCAUCCAGUCCCCAACACCACCCUAGCCUCCCCUGCCGACCUUGGGGACGCCCCUCAUCAGAAGGGAGAGUACCCCACGGAUAUCUUCUCCGUGGAGGACCGGAGACGAGGCUGGGUGUCGCUCCACAUCUUGGGGAUGAUGUACAUGUUCGUCUCACUCGCCAUCGUGUGCGACGAAUUUUUUGUCCCUGCGCUCGGCGUCAUCACAGACCAGCUGGCCAUCUCCGACGACGUGGCCGGGGCAACCUUCAUGGCGGCGGGAGGCUCCGCCCCGGAGCUGUUCACGUCUCUGAUUGGCGUGUUCAUCUCUCAUAGCAAUGUGGGCAUCGGGACGAUUGUGGGGUCGGCGGUGUUCAAUAUCCUGUUUGUCAUUGGGAUGUGUGCCAUUUUCUCCAGGGAGAUGCUGCACCUCACCUGGUGGCCCCUGUUCAGGGACGUCUCCUUCUAUAUCAUAGACUUGAUCAUGUUGAUCAUCUUCUUCCUGGACAACACCAUCAUGUGGUAUGAGAGUAUGAUGCUGGUGGCUGGCUACAGCUCCUAUGUCUGCUUCAUGAAGUACAACGUUCAGCUGGAGGCAGCGUUCAAGAACCAGCUCAGGAAACAUCAGCACAUCAUUAAUAUUAUCACUGUGGCUGUUGAGGAUGAACCUGACAAGGAUGAGACAGCAGGUCAGAAUAGUGGCCCUCCUGCCCCAGAAGACAAGAACCUAUUAAAGUUGAAGCCUCUCCUCCAGAGAGGAGGAAGUUCAGCAUCUCUCCACAACUCCACCAUGAGGAAUACCAUCUACCAGCUGAUGAUCCACACACUAGACCCCCUGGGAAAUGGUUGUAAAAGUGAGCCACUCAAAGAAAAAAUUCCAGCCGUCCCUGCACCCACAGCCCCCCAAGCCCCUGCUCCAGCCCCGGGCCAAGCCCCUGCUCCAGCCCCAGCCAAGGAGAAGGAGACGAAGGAGGAGAAGAAGGAGCAGCCAGAGGGUCAGAUGGAGGACAAAUUGGCAGCAGUUGGUUCUUCUUGUAGUGAGGAUGAUGAUGAUGACAGUGAUGAAGACAGUUCUGAUGAGGAAAGUUCUGAUGAAGAAAGUUCUGAUGAAGAUGACGAGGAUGAUGAUGAUGUUGAGGAAGAUGAUGAUGAUAAUGAUAAGCCUCUGUCUUUGGAGUGGCCAGACACCAGACGUAAACAGGCCACCUAUCUGUUCCUCCUGCCUAUAGUCUUCCCUCUGUGGCUCACUGUGCCCGACGUCCGUAACCCGCUAUAUAAGAGGUUUUUUGUGAUCACCUUCCUGGGGUCUAUCCUGUGGAUCGCUGUCUUCUCCUACCUCAUGGUGUGGUGGGCACAUCAGGUGGGAGAGACCAUAGGCAUCUCAGAGGAGAUCAUGGGCCUGACCAUCCUGGCUGCAGGGACGUCCAUCCCUGACCUCAUCACUAGUGUCAUCGUGGCUCGUAAAGGACUGGGGGAUAUGGCUGUGUCCAGCUCUGUGGGCUCCAACAUCUUCGACAUCACUAUGGGCCUGCCAGUCCCGUGGUUAAUGUGGUCGUCCUUCCAUGGUUUUGCUCCGGUGCCCGUCAGCUCCAACGGUCUGUUCUGUGCCAUUGUGCUGCUCUUCUUCAUGUUGCUCUUCGUCAUCAUCAGUAUCGCUGUGUGUAAGUGGAAGAUGAACAAGACGCUCGGCUUCAGCAUGUUCCUUCUCUACUUUGUGUUCCUGGUGCUGAGUGUUCUGCUAGAGGACAGAGUUAUCAUCUGCCCAGUGUCCAUCUGA